ACAGGGCGUGUAUGAUGCGUCAGUGCAGUAGUACUGGAGUAGUAGUGCUUGUAGUUAGUGCAUGCUGUAUGCUGCCCCUGCUUGCUACUCUCUGCUUUCAGCUACUGCCGUCGGCUAGCCCUCUUUGCAGGGGGUGAAAAGAGGAGCCGAGUGCGUAAGUCUCCUCCUGCUGAUACACAGCCUCUCUACCGCCAAGACUCCUACAGUGCCUCCUCGUGGCCACACACGGUAACUGGUACCUUGCGGUUCCAGGCUAAACUGGUGGAGAUCUCGGAGCAGCAGUGGGCCCCAGUGACACGGUGUGCAGGCCCGCCAGUAUGCGGACACGCCCUGGCACCUGUCAACCACUGUCCCAGCUAUGGGUAAAUAGUGAGCAGAUGGGGCUCUGCCAUGGUAGGCCACCCAUCUAGGAGAAGGUCACUCCGAACAAAAACCACAGGCGUUGCUCGCGCCUGGCUCCGCACCGUAUACCACCUGAAGGUGUGCAGCAAGGGCGGACGAAGGCAUUAAGCCUGAAACGGCCAGAGUAGGGCUGUGAGGAGUUGCGCCCCACAGUCUUUAAUAAUGUGCAAUGUAUAGCUUCCAUGGAGACACAAGACAUCGAUAAUCCUAUACUUCCAGCGGCGGGAGUCCGCAGGAGCCACGCAGCGGACGGUGGUGCUGGUCCUCCUCCGGGGGGACACUAUGACGACUGGACCCCAAACCCUCUCCAACGGGGAGGGAGGGUUCAGUCUGACCACAGCCCAAUGUCCAAUGCACUCUUGCGCUGUAGAAGGCCACUUAUUAUGGCAACCUACAACGCAAACACAGUGAGGGAAGAGGCGAGGUUGGAAGAACUAGCGCACUGUGCCGAGGAUAGGGGAGUGGAGAUCCUGGCAGUCCAGGAGCAUAGGAGAGUACACACAGACCAGACAAUUAACUAUCGCAGAGUGGGGGGACGCACGUUCAUCACCUCAUCUGCAUGGCGUAAUGAUGCCCAGGCAGCAACGGGUGGCGUGGGACUCAUGGUGAGCCCCCGAGCACGAAAGGCCCUCCGUAGGGUGCACCCGCACACCAACAGGAUCCUUAGUGCCGAUUUCGAGGGUAACCCAGUAACAACGGUCAUGAGUGUAUACUCUCCCACCAACGUAGCACCGAUCGAGGAAGUUGAAAAGUUCUACGAUGACCUAAGAACAGCGAUCCACCAUGUGCCGGCUCACAACUUCCUCAUAAUCCUGGGGGACUUCAACGCGAGACUCGGACCGGAAGACGCACCGUUCACGUACCACACCAAUACCAACCGCAACGGAGAACAUCUAGCUGCCCUUCUUACGGAACAUGAACUACUGGCCGCCAACACCUUGUUCCGUAAGAGAAUGGGCAAGAGAUGGACAUUCCAGGACCGAGCCAGCAGUAUGCGACGUCAGCUGGACUACAUACUGGUAAGGAGGAAGUGGAGGAAGUCCAUCCUAAAUGCAGAGUCCUACAGCACGUUCGAUUCUGUAGGCUCCGAUCACCGUGUGGUCGCCACGAGGCUGCGCCUGAGCCUAAGGGUCCCCAAGAGCGCCCCGAGAGCCCGGCCCGACUGGGAGGCCUUCGCGGGAAGCCCUGAACUCCAGGCCAAAUACACAGCGGAGGUGAGAGCCCGCCUACAUCUGGCCGAGGAAGGGGAGCCAACGGCCUACGAGCGGUUCCUAUCCGCCAACGAAGAGGCAACCAGGAAAUGGGUGCCAACAAAGGGGAGACAUAGAGCCUCUCCUAGGUCCAAACACCCGGAGGUUGUGCGAGCGCGGACACUGGUGGAAGAGGCACGCAGAAGCUUUGAGAGAGUGGGGACCGCAGAGAGUAGGGAGGAGCUGAACAGCGCCAAACAGCAGCUGUUCAGCACCUACGACAGGAUCAAAGGGGAAGAAUUGAUGGAGAAGGUGAAGAAGGUGGAGGCAGAACAUGGCAAACAGAGAUACAAGGAGUCAUGGAAGGUCAUAAACGAGAUGAGUGGGCGCAAGAAGACGAGAGAGGGACAGCUAGCAGGCUGCAGCCCAGAGGAGAGAGUGACCUCCUGGUUCACCCACUUCCGGGAUCUCCUAGGCACCCACCCAACAGUGGACGGAGCUGAGGAAGAGAUACCUGCAGUCCUCACAAACCUCAACAUUGACGAUGGCCCCUUUACAGCUACGGAGUUUGCCACAGUGAAGUCCACCCUGAAGCAAGGAAAAAGUGCUGGGCCGGACGGUAUCCCCCCAGAGGUCCCUAAACACUGCGAUCUCGAUAACAUCAUACUGGAGAUCUGCAACCAGGCUCUGAUAGAAAACAUCAAACCCGAUAUAUGGUCCCUCUCUAAUAUCAUCCCGGUGCCCAAGUCUGGAGAUCUGGCUAAGCCGGACAAUUAUCGUGGCAUUAGCCUGACCUGUGUCAUAGCGAAGAUGUACAACCGCAUGAUACUAAACCGGAUUAGGGACGCCAUUGACCCACACCUGAGGGACAACCAAAAUGGCUUCAGAAAGGGAAGGACCACCGUAGGCCAGAUCCUGGCCUUAAGGAGAAUCAUUGAGGAAGUGAAGAGGAACAAUUUGACAGCGGUGCUAUGUUUCAUUGACUUCAAAAAAGCAUUUGACUCAAUAAACAGAAGCAUGAUGCUGAAAAUCCUUAAAGCUUACGGGGUCCCCCCGAAUCUACUCCGGGCCACAGAGGCCAUGUACAAGGGCACAAGAGCCAAGGUGGUAACCCCAGAUGGCAUCAGCGAGGAGUUCGACAUUCUGGCAGGGGUGCAGCAGGGGGAUACUCUUGCCCCCUUCCUCUUUAUCAUAGCCCUUGACUACGCGCUCAGGAAAGCCAUCAACGGGCGGGAGCAGGAGCUGGGCUUCACAAUCACACCAAGGAAGUCUAGAAGAAGCCCUGCUGUAGCCCUGGCAGACCUAGACUACGCAGAUGACAUCUGCCUGGUGUCUGACCGCGUGGAGCAGGCACAGGAACUCCUGAACAGAGUAGAGGUGGAAUGUGCUAAGGUUGGCCUCAGACUGAACAUAAAGAAGACUAAGGUAAUCACCUAUAACAUCUGCACAGACCAUCUGCCGAUUACAACAUCAGAAGGCAGCUCUUUGCAAGAGGUCAAUGACUUCAAGUACCUGGGUUCCUGGGUAAACUCCACAGAACAAGACCUUAAGGUCAGGAAGGCAAUGGCGUGGAGAGCCCUGAAUGUUAUGUCAAGCGUGUGGCGCUCAAAUCUUCCCCGUCGCAUAAAGCUGAGCCUAUUUCAUGCCACUGUGGAGUCCGUCCUCCUGUAUGGCUGCGAAAGCUGGACCCUGACGCCCACCCUGCAGAAGUCCUUGGAUGGGUGCUACACCAGGAUGCUACGAGCAGUGCUGAAUGUAGACCAGAAUGCCCACAUUACCAACAAGGAUCUGUACGGGCGGCUGCCGAGGCUCAGCCAGAAGGUAGCAUCCAGGAGGAUGAAGCUGGCCGGCCACUGCCACAGACAUCGGGAGCUCCCGGCCAGCAGGCUGGUCCUGUGGGAACCAACGCGCGGGCAUCGAUCGCGAGGACGUUCCGCGCUAACGUACGUGGACGUGCUUAAGAAAGAUGCGGGAGCUGAAAGUUCUUCGGAGCUGGCCGGGUGUAUGGAGAACCGAGAGGAUUGGAGACUCCGAUGGAAGCUCGUCUGAGGACGACCGAGAG
This is a messenger RNA of Gadus chalcogrammus (walleye pollock), 3654 nucleotides long. RefSeq lists its product as uncharacterized. Lineage: Eukaryota; Metazoa; Chordata; Actinopteri; Gadiformes; Gadidae. The transcript has a single exon. The record is from RefSeq and is a predicted model, not a curated record. Bases 585 to 3641 code for a protein of 1018 amino acids. Gene Ontology annotation, molecular function: catalytic activity.